GGGCACCACGGGCUGGGGCCCAGGGAGGCUAGUGUGGUUGUGGGCCAGGGGAGGGCACCGGUGCGCUGAUGUGGCCACAGAGCGGGAGGAGGGGAAGGUGGAGGAGGGGAGACCACCUCGUGGUGAUAGAAGGUGCAGGAGGGGGAGGAGCAGCUGGGAGAAAUUACACUUAUUGGUGGGAGAAGGGGACCUGGUAGAGGGACCAAUGGUGGGGAGGAGGGAGUGGUUUGGACCAGAGGAUCAGGUAGGGACGCGGUGGGGGGAGGCGGGUAAUGAGUGGAGGAGGGAGGGGCUAAUGGGAAAGGAACAGGACUGUGAAGCCAGGGUAGGGGAGGCAGGCAACUCCCCCUCCACCCCCGCACAGGUUGAUAAUGACUAGCACCCUCCCUUCUCUUCCCUCCAGCUCUGCUCUUUGGCCCCCUGUUGGCCUCAGCUGUGGAGCUGGGUCAUUGAGUGGGAGGGGCAGGGAGCAGGCUGCCGCUUGCUGAGGCAGAGUCUGCCUGGGAUGGGAGCAGGAGUGGGAAGGGGUUUCUCUAUCCCUCGGGGAAAGCAAGAGGCCAAUGGCUGACCAACAUUCCAGUCCAGAUGUCCCACCCCAGAGAAGAGGAGGGAGAGAGGCUGGGGUGCUGAAGGUUGGUCCAGGUCCCCCUCACUCCUUCCCUCCCCCAGCCAAAGUUGUCUGGCAAGACAGCCACUGUCUGCUCUAUGCCCAGCACCAGGCAGAGAUUAAGGAGAGGCAGCAGAAAUACCGGUGGAGUGAGUUUCUCCUGGGGAUACCCCACUGCCUGGAUGCUGAAAACCUCAAGGAGCUUGAUCCCAACCUGCGUUACUCAAUCACCAAAGAAAUCAACUAGAACGUGAGCCCACCUGCCCUGCCCGACACCUCCCUCGCUGCACCCCCAUUUCCCUCCCAGGCUCUCCCACUCAUCAUAGGAACAUCGCCUUGAAGCUGAAGGGACUGCUGGACAGCCAGCGGCCCUGGAGGAGCCUGGAUGAGAUCCACCGCACCUUCAUCUUCUCCAAAUCACCCGUGUCAGGUCUGGGUAUGAGGGAGACCAGGUGGCUGCGGCAGGGCCAGAGGGUCUGCAGGGGUCACCUUAGAGGACUGAGAACCCGAGAGCUAGACUGAGAACAUUCUGGAAAUCACAGAGCUCAUCCUGCACUGCUGCCCAUUCCCUCCCCUGUCCUUCACAGAGCCUCAUUUGUGCCCUGAGAAGGCAUGCUUUUUGUCACCUGGGGGGAGGUUGGUCUCUGUGUAGGAGGAACAGGUGGUAGGGGCUGAGGGACCCAGAGAGGAUGCUCGUCCCAAAUGUCCCCUCUCAGGAUAGACUAAGGCCCACUCUUCGAGGAGUCAUCCUCACCCAUCAGGGCUUCAGCAAGAAUGGCCAGGAAGUAAGUUCUAGGAACUCCGCUUCUUUGUCAAGGCAAGUUCAAACACCUCCCAGCAAAGCGCUCUAUCUUUGCCGUCUCCGAAAGUCUACAGCCUCUCUCCUGUGGCUGAAUUGCGGUCUGUUUGCUGGUCAUCCUCCUCCCCUGACUUCAUAACUACAUCUUCAAACUGUUCCCAACACUGAGUUGUUCUGACAACUGGAAACACCUGUCCUAUGUAUAUCCUCAGAAAUCAGAUAGAUUUUUUCCUCCCAGCAGUGCUGCCUACUUGGCUGGGGCCUUGUGUCUUGCAUGCAGGCUUGAAAAUCAAACUAAGUUGAAGGAUUCAGGCACUUCCACUCUCCAAUAUCCUUGUCCCCCAGGGCUGCACUGUGGGUCCAAACCAUACAUGUUGUACCUCGGUUCCAAAAACACUAGCCACACCCCCGAGGUGAUGAAAACUCUCUUUCUGAGUGAUUGUUCUGGUUUAACUAAGUAUCCAGACUGUCCUGUGGCUAAAAUGCAGGAGAACAGGACAUGGGCCUGGUGAGUUUUAAUUUUAACAGAGAAUUAGAAGGACCCCAAGAGGCCAAGAAGGAUGGGCUCUGCUGGUAUCUGGCAUUCCUCAGUCUUCUGAUUCUCUCAAAUUCUGCCCGAAUCCCAAAUACAGUCAGUGCACAUCACAGAGCACCUGAGGCUUCCCUCAAAGUGGGUGUGGCUAAGGGAAUCGGUGACUCCUCAGGAAGAACCCAGAUUCUGAUCCCUUGUUUUCUGAGAAACCACUCACUAGUUAAGUCAUCCACCCAGUUGGGGUAGGAAAAGGGGAGCAUCCGAGAGUGACUGUGCGGUGGCAGUGCUGGAGGCUGGGGACUUGUGUCCUUGGGCACCAGGGUGACCCUCUCCACACCCACCCCCUGCAGAGUACAUGUUUGAACUUUGGCAAGAGAAUACCUUCUUUGCCUACCAGUUUCUGAACGGCCUCAACCCAGUUCUGAUCCAGUGCUGUCACUGCCUCCCAAAGAACUUCCCUGUCACUGAUGCCAUGGUGGCACCUGUGCUGGGCCCCUGGACCAGUCUGCAGGCUGAGCUGGAGCUCACUCAGACCCCUGGCCCUGGCAGCCCCAUCUUGCUGCCCUGUGAUGCGGCUGAGGACUGGCUCCUGGCCAAGACCUUGGUGCAAUAUUCAGGAUUCCUGGUGCACAAGAUUGUCAUGCAUCUGCUCCGAGCCCACUUUGUGAUGGAAGCCUUUUCUCUGUCCAUGCUGUGGCAGCUGCCCAUGUGCCACCCCAUCUUCAAGCUAGGGAGGACCAGUCCUCUCAGUGCCAGGAGCCAUGGGGGACCUGGAGCUGCCUCAUCUAACGUGGGACUCUGGUUCUCCCCAGCUGCUCAUUCCUCAUUUCCGCUACACCUUCCACAUCAACAUCCAAGCCCGCACUGGGCUCUUUGCAGCAGGAAAGCUCGUCCACCAGGCAACAUCACUGGGACAGGUGGGCUGCGUGGAGCUGCUGGCCAAAGGGCUGAAGGCUGUCACCUACCGCUCCCUCUGCCUGCCCCACCACCUGGCUGAUUGAGAGGUUCAGGACCUUGUCCACUACUACGACCGAGAUGAUACACUCUGGAUCUGGGUGGCCAUAGAGAGCUUGGUGUCCAACAUUGUUGACAUCGACUACCCGGACGACAGUGCAGUGAGCAAGGACUUGGAGCUGCAGGCCUCAGUCGGGGAGAUCUUCCAGGAGGGAUUGCUAAGCCAUGUGAGCUCAGAUGAGCAUCCCUGUCUGCCGGCCUCGAGACCCCACUUCUCUGGGGCAGCAGGUCUUGGGUUUCAGCUCUGUUCCUUCCAUCUGCCUCCAUCCAGAGGUCCCUUCCGCCCUGGACAGCUGCACUGGCCUCAUUGAGUAUCUCACUAUGAUCGUCUUCAACUGCUCAGCCCAACAUGCUACCACCAACAGUGGCCAGAUGAGGGUGUGCCAGACUCGGUGGGGAUAAGUGGACAUAGCAGGAAUACUGGCAUUCCUGUGCUUACUGAGUUUGGGGGGUCAGUUUGAUUUCAGUGCCUGGAUGCCCAAUAUUCCCCACCACCACGCAGCUCCACCUGCCUACCGCCAAAGGCCAGACAAACCUGGUGGCCUCACUUCCUGAGGUGGAUGCCACGUGCCACACCCUUGUGCACCUCUGGGGUAUCAGCGACAACACCAAGGACACUGUAAACAAGGCCUAGGGUGGGGAUGGGAGUCGGCUUCUCAGAUUCCAGGAGAGUGGGUGGGGUGAUGAAGUGGAUCACUUGGAAGGUGCACUUAGCAGGUUGGGCUCCUCCGUGGGCAGGGCCUGGAGUGACAUGUUGCUGGGGGUGUGGUUUAGGAUAGCAUGGGUUCCUAGUAGGUGGAGCUUAGAGUGGUUAGGGUUUCAAAGGGAUCAUGACUUGGGUGGUCUAGGUUUAGGGUGCUCUUUUGGCUACGAGGAUGGGUGAUUUAUGUCUCAAGUUGGAUGAGUCUUGGAUGGUCUGAGUUCCUAGGUGGACGGGGCUUGGGUGGUGGUCUAUGUUCUCUGGUGAAUUUUCUGGUGGUCGGAGGUCCUCAGUGGUCUGGAUCCCUAGGUAGGAGGACUUAAAAUGGAUCAGAACCGCGGACCGGGACAUCGCGGGGCGGGGGUCCCAGCCUUGUCUCCUUUGAUCCCCAACUGCACCUGGGCACCUACUGAGCACUUCACAGAGGACUCCCCGCGCAGGAGCAUCGCCUCCUUCUAGAGCCGCCUGGCCAAGAUCUCACGCGACAUCCGGGAGCGGAACCGGGGCCUGGAGCUGCCCUACGCGUGGUCCUGGACCCCACGGUGGGGAACAGCAUCGCCACAUGAGCGCAUGGCGCGCCCCAGCCCCAGCGCGCAGCCCGCGGCGCCAGCCCUGCCGCCUAUGCCCCGACUAAACGUCCACGUGCACUGACAGA
Messenger RNA from Camelus dromedarius (Arabian camel), 4307 nucleotides. Its product is annotated as polyunsaturated fatty acid lipoxygenase ALOX8. The transcript has 5 exons. The record is from RefSeq and is a predicted model, not a curated record. The coding region runs from base 2294 to 2935 and encodes 213 amino acids. Gene Ontology annotation, molecular function: arachidonate 15-lipoxygenase activity; metal ion binding. Gene Ontology annotation, biological process: hepoxilin biosynthetic process; linoleic acid metabolic process; arachidonate metabolic process. Lineage: Eukaryota; Metazoa; Chordata; Mammalia; Artiodactyla; Camelidae.